GACGGGUGACGUAGCGUACGGGGCGGUGUUCUCACGUUCCUGAAAAAAAAGGGCAAAAAAACACUGCUGCGGUCCUACAUCUGGAGUGCAGAAGUAGUGGUCGGGGGAAUCUAGCUUAUAGUAGGGUCCCACAGUAAAGGCUGCUCGGCGCUGUGCUCCCGUUUCCUGGCUUUCUCCUCAAGGAUUCCGUCGCCCUGUCGACAUCACCAUGCUGGCUGUGCUCGCUGGAACUGUCAUUUUACACGUCAUAGACUUGAUUCUUCUCCUCAUUUCUACAUCUGCAAAUGCCUGGAAGACAUUAAAGGAGAGCAGUUAUGAUCUCUGGUAUAACUGUCAGCUAAGAGAUGAUCAACAUAAAUGCAUAAGUGUCAGCAACACAGACUGGCUGCAGGCUGUGCAGGCUCUAAUGGUUCUGGCUACACUGUUUAGCUCAGUUGCUUUCAUCAUCUUCCUGUGCCAGCUGUUCACGCUGGCCAAGGGCGGUCGGUUCUUCUUCACUGCUGUCUUCCAGGUCCUCGCCAGUCUCUUUGUGAUGAGUGGAGCUAUAAUCUACACUGUGAUGAGUCCAGAUAAGUCCAAAGAAGACGGCUCGUACGGCUACGCUUACGUGCUGGCCUGGCUAGCCUUCUCCCUCACUCUGCUCAGCGGCUUCAUCUACAUCAUCCUGAAGAAGAAGGAGUGAGGGAGAGCCCAACGGAGGACCCCUCCCUCGCCCCGCCGCUGAGAACGCGGCUCAGCCCACACGCUCAAACAGGCUCCUCUCUCUGGCCUGUGGGUCAAUACCAAACGUGAACAAGGACAACAAAAAGUCACGAAGAACCACUGUGGUGACUCACAGAUGACGAUGCGCCUCACCGUCUGUGGCUUGUGGCAUUAUUUAUAUCACAUACACACAGCUUUUGUAAAUACAAAUGUUGAAACCUUGUCAAGGAAGACCCCAAAUAGUGAAGCUGACCACAAAGGAAAAAAGGAAGGAAGAGUAUACAUCUUUUAUGCUUGUGUUGUUUGUUUUACCCCAUAUUAAGCAUCUUGUAUGUAAUAGAAGUAUGCUCUGAAAGGGAAAUGACUUGAAAUUGUACUUGUCUUUUGGUGAUAAACCAAGAAGAAUUGUUAUAUAUUUUCUUUUCUUUUUUUUUCAAAUUUGUGAAACGGUGCUGUUUUUUUCACUAAACUUAAUAGCUAGACAUACAUAUAGGCUCAAAGUGUGUUUUAAAUUGAGCAGAAUCAACAUAGUGUAUUGUAUCUGUGCUCAAGUAUCUCUUUUGAAUUUAAAUCUUUCUGUAUUCCUUUUUAAUAAGACAAAAAUAAAUAGUCUCUAAUUUUCAGAA
Molecule: messenger RNA, 1328 nt
Organism: Electrophorus electricus (electric eel)
Lineage: Eukaryota; Metazoa; Chordata; Actinopteri; Gymnotiformes; Gymnotidae
Gene: pmp22a
Product: peripheral myelin protein 22a
Cellular component (GO): plasma membrane
Source: RefSeq, a predicted model, not a curated record